Messenger RNA from Columba livia (rock pigeon), 4022 nucleotides. RefSeq names its product semaphorin 6B (gene SEMA6B). Bases 16 to 3186 code for a protein of 1056 amino acids. The transcript is spliced from 17 exons. Gene Ontology annotation, cellular component: plasma membrane. Gene Ontology annotation, biological process: neural crest cell migration; semaphorin-plexin signaling pathway; negative chemotaxis. The record is from RefSeq and is a predicted model, not a curated record. Lineage: Eukaryota; Metazoa; Chordata; Aves; Columbiformes; Columbidae. Gene Ontology annotation, molecular function: chemorepellent activity; semaphorin receptor binding.
GGCAGAGACGGGGGGAUGCACUUUUGCGGGGGGGGGGCGACACAAGACAGGCGGGUCCCCUCCCCCUGCCUCUCCCCACCUCUCCGCGCCGGGGGAGCCCGAGGCCGGGCCGGGCCGCCUCCCCGGGGCGGGGGCAGGGCGGCGGGGGGGGGCACGCAGCCGCUCCGGGAGCGGCGGCAGCGGCGGCUCCUCCAGUGCCGCUGUUACCGGAGCGGCCCCGGUGCAGCCGCAGCCACCGGGCGGGCCCGGCUCCGGCUCCGGCCGCGGCCCCCCCCGCGCCGCCCGCGGCCCCGCCCCGCCCGGGCUCCGGUGCCCCGGCGCCUCCCGCCGCGGCGGCGCGGAGCGGAGCGGGGCCGGGCCGAGCGGCGCUGCCGGCGGGCGCAGGUGCGAGGUGCCCCGGGCCCCCCCCCGGACACCCCCGACCAGCACCGGGACGGCGGAGGUGCCCCCCCCGCACUGGGGGACACCAUGGGGUCACCCCCCCGUGUCCCCCUGGUCCUGCUGCUCCUGCUGGCGGUGGAGAGGAUGGUCCGGGGCACCUUUCCCGAGGAGCCCGGGCCCAUCACCGUGGCCCCCCCGGAAUAUGUGAAGCACUACGCCGUCUUCGUGGGCCACGGGACGAACCCCGACGGGGGGGGGACCCAGCGCCUCAACAUCCAGCGCAUCCUCAAGGUCAACCGGACCCUCUUCAUUGGGGACAGGGACAACGUCUACAGGGUGAGCCUGGAGACCAGCGGUGCUGGCGAGAUGCGCUAUCACCGGAAGCUGACGUGGCGUUCGAACCAGCACGACAUCAGCAUCUGCCGGAUGAAGGGGAAACACGAGGCCGAGUGCCGGAACUUCGUCAAGGUGCUGCUGGUGCGGAACGAGAACCUGCUCUUCGUCUGCGGCACCAACGCCUUCAACCCCGUCUGCGCCAACUACAGCAUGGACACACUGGAGCCUGUUGGGGACAACAUCAGUGGCAUGGCCCGGUGUCCCUAUGACCCCAAACACGCCAACGUGGCCCUGUUCACAGGGGGGAUGCUCUUCACCGCCACGGUGACAGAUUUCUUGGCCAUCGACGCCGUCAUCUACCGCAGCCUGGGGGACAGCCCGACCCUCCGCACUGUCAAACAUGACUCCAAAUGGUUCAAAGAGCCCUACUUUGUCCACGCUGUGGAGUGGAGGAGCCAUGUCUACUUUUUCUUCAGGGAGAUUGCCAUGGAGUUCAACUACCUAGAGAAGGUGGUGGUGUCCCGGGUGGCCCGGGUGUGCAAGAAUGACAUGGGGGGCUCACAGCGGGUGCUGGAGAAGCAGUGGACCUCGUUCCUCAAAGCCCGGCUCAACUGCUCCGUGCCGGGGGAUUCCCAUUUCUAUUUCAACGUCAUCCAAGCCGUCACUGACAUCCUGGAGCUGGAUGGGCGUCCAGUGGUCCUGGCUGUUUUCUCCACACCUGCCAACAGCAUCCCCGGCUCGGCCGUCUGCGCCUUUGACAUGACCCAAGUUGCCGCUGUCUUCGAGGGACGUUUUCGGGAGCAGAAGUCACCUGAGUCCAUCUGGACACCCGUGCCCGAGGACAUGGUGCCCAAGCCCCGGCCUGGGUGCUGUGCGUCCCCGGGGAUGCGCUACAACUCCUCCAGCACCUUCCCCGAUGAGAUCCUGACCUUCGUCAAGACCCACCCGCUGAUGGACGAGGCGGUGCCGGCGCUGGGCCACGCACCCUGGAUCCUGCGCACCAUGGGCCGGUACCAGCUCCGCAAGAUCGUGGUGGAUACGGCAGCGGGGCCGUGGGGCAACCACACCGUGGUCUUCCUGGGCUCCAGCACCGGCACCAUCCUCAAGUUCCUCAUCCAGCCCAACGCCAGCUCCAGCUCCGCGCCCGCAGCCCCCGGCAGCCAGAGCGUCUUCCUGGAGGAGUUUGAGACCUACCAGCCUGGGAGGUGUGGCCGGGACACCGAGGAUGAGCGGCGGCUGUUGGGGCUGGAGAUGGACAAGGCGUCGGGGGCGCUGCUGCUGGCCUUCCCCCCCUGUGUGGCCAGGGUGCCCGUGGCUCGUUGCCAGCAGCACUCAGGCUGCAUGAAGAACUGCCUGGGGAGCCGGGACCCCUAUUGUGGCUGGACCCCCGAGGGAUCCUGCGUCUUCCUGGAGCCCAGCCCCAGGGUGGCCUUUGAGCAGGACAUCGCCGGCAGCAGCACGUCCCACCUGGGCGAGUGCGAGGGGCUGGUGACAGAGAGUUUCGUGGACGAGCCGGACGGGCUGGUGUCGGUGAACCUCCUGGUGAUCUCCUCCGUCGCCGCUUUCGUCAUCGGCGCCGUCAUCUCCGGCUUCAGCGUCUGCUGGUUCAUCGGCCACCGGGACCGCAAGGAGCUGGCACGGCGCAAGGACAAGGACACGAUCCUGGCGCACAGCGAGUCGGUGGUGAGCGUCAGCCGGCUGGGCGAGCGGCGGGCGCGAGGGGGCCAACCCGGCGCUUUGCUGGCCCCGCUCAUGCCCAACGGGUGGCCCAAGGAUUUGGGGAAAGUCACCCAACACGACUUGGACUCGGGGGUCCUCCCCACGCCGGAGCAAACCCCCUUGCAGCAAAAACGCUGCCCCGGCGCCCUCCAAAACUGCACCUGGGAGCAAAGUCACAACAUCAUCAACGCCGCCUUGCGGGAUGGACCCGGCACGACCGGUGCCGGCACCGCUCGGAUGCACGGUGGCUCCGGCCGCCCGGCUCGCGGCAUCCCCCCUCUCUCCUGUCACGCCAUCCUGGUGGACCAGGAGCUGGAGGCCGAACUCAGCGACUCCUCGGGUGACGGGCAUUGGGGACGGGACCCCCAAGAGGGUCCCCGUACCCGGCAGCACCCACCCGCCGCCACCCGCCGCCAGCCCCGCGGCUCUUACGGUGAUUUCGCCGGCACGCCGCACCCCAGCCCCGAUCGCCGGCGGGUGGUUUCGGCGCCCAGCGGGGACGGGGGGGACUUUAGCGAGGGGCCACCCUGGCACCCCGAGCAGCUGAACUUCAACGCCAACAACGGCACGAGCCGCCCUGGCGCCCACCUCAAGAGGAACCACACGUUCAACAGCGGCGAGGUGCCGGGGGGCGGUUACGGGCGGCACGGCACGGCACCCCGGGCAGCCGGCACCGGCCCCCCCCGGGCGCUGACGGACCUGCACCACCUCCUGCGCUACGGCGUGGAGCGGACUCCCUCGGGAAAAUAGGGACCCCCCGUGUGUUUCCCCGCCCAGGACACCAGUGCGGUCCCCUGGGGACAGGAUGGGGUGGCUGGGCAGGAGCUGCGGGCACGGGGUGAGAUGCUGCAUGGGGAGAGGGGGGUGACAGGCCCCCUGGUGCCCCCAUUGGAGUUUGGGGUGUCCCCGGCUGGCGUGGGGCAGUGCCCUGCGCUCUGGCUGCUUUGCCCCGGGUCCUGGGGGGGGUCUGUCCAUCCCUUCCCCUUCCCAGGUUGGACCCAGGGAUGGUGGCACUCUGGGGGGGAUCCCUGGGGGGCAGCAGGACGGACACACGGACGCAGGCACGGCCGAGGUGGAGCAGGGCUGUGCCCCCCGCCCCGCUCCCCUCAGACCCACCUGCCAUGCCCGGGCACUCAGGGGGACUGGUGGGUGCUGCCGGCACCCUGGGGGUGGCACUGGGGUGCGUCAGCGGCAGUGAUGGGACACGGUGAAAAUUGGGGGUGCAGGGGAUGGGGGGGCCCUCAAAUGUGGGUGUUAUCUGGGGGCAGGGCACACUCACAGCCCCCCCAGCAUGGGCCCCCCAGUGCCAGUUUGAGGGGGGCUCAGGCACCCCCCCUAGCACUCCCUUCCUGGGGGGCACUGCUGGGGCUGGGGGUUCCCACCGAACCCACUCUCUGCUGGCAAAGGGUGCCCUUCCGGUGCCACCCCUGCCUGGCCCCGGGGCUGCGGGUCCCCCGGGUGUGGCAGGCUGUAAAUAGGGUGGGGGGCGGUGACCGCGUCCCCCCCCGCAGUGGCCAUGCAUGCGGCCGCCCGCGGUCUGUACCCCGCGGCCCCAAUAAACGCCCGUUUACCGGAGGCGACUCCCC